GUGUUGCCCACUAGAGAGCGCCGUAGGCCUCUUACAGGAGCUGGUUUACUUGAGGCCCAUCAACCCAAUCGACGCUGCGCCACAGUUGGCAUCCCCGACAAAGGCGAACGACAAAAACACAUUACAGUUAUUGCACCAGGUACUUCCAUGUUUCCUCCCCUUCACCAGAGGUUCAUCCACAGAUCCCCAAUCAAAAUAAGACACUCUACCCCAGAGUUUAGGUAUGCAGUAACAAUCCCUACAGAGAGGCAUCAGCUCAUUUUGGGGAGAGCAAACGUGUUGUCACCUUCCUCACUGGCGCCAAGACCACCCAAUUUAGCAUCAUUCUAAGAACGAGCAUGUGCUCACAAAGAGCACCCAGUGAGAUAUCAGUUUGACCAAAGUAAUUUAGUUGAUGGCAUUAUUUCUGUAAAAUAAACAAAGUUACUUUAGUAUGUGUUGUCCGAUGUUUUUCUUCUUUUUUUUUUAUAUGUUACUGUUUUGAUGAAAUUAAGAACCUCUACUUACCUGAUAGCACACACCAUUUUAUAAGCACACCUCUGCUACGCCAUUACGCAUGCGGCCUAACGUCGUGGUUUUCCCCUUUGCUUCAUGUCACUACGGGGUAGUCGCUGUCUAUCAGCUGAGUUCCCCGCCUCUAUCGGUUAUCUCACAGUCGUACACCGCUAUCUUUAGUAAGGCUUACCGCGAAGUUGCGCAGGCUCAGACUGCCCACGAACUCUACCUGGAAAGACUCGAAAUCCCUUGUUUUUAUUUUUGGUUUUCGCUCGUUUCAUGAAAGCGUGGUCUACAUUUUUAAAAUAUGGAAAAAUGACACGUACAUUCUCGCCCUGUUCCGUCUGAUGUGACAAGCGUGUUCCAGGAUGUUCCUUCGGAAACGCAUCGACCGACUUCCCAGGUCCAGGCUUUGUCCCGGGCUUCUGUUGUGUAUUGUAUUAGCUACCGUAGCGGCCAGUGUUCCAGCGAAGCAAUGCCCUCGACACAUAGACUGUGCCCAGGAGAGGCGGGAAUUCUGCCAGCGGGGCUCCUCCCACUGUGGGCCGUGCCUCACGCCAUUCGAGGAGGAUGAAGAAGGGCAGUGCGUGGUCCGGAAACACCACCGACCCGACACCUCUUUUUCGGACUUGGAUGAAGAAAUUGACUUCCUGUCCUCUGUCAUUGCCAAACAGCAGCAGUCAAAAGACAAACAAUCAGUUCAGUCACCUCAGGUGACGCCCAGGUCUCGGGCAGACGGAGGCUCCCAGCAGCGUGCCCUAAACCAGCAGACCACCACGCCUAACUCCUCCACCCCGACACACACCCCCCCCAAACCCCCACAGCCCCUCACCCAGGUGGGCCGCCGCGGGCCCGACGCCGUGCCCUACCCCUCCAAGGACACCCUCCUCGUCAUUGUAAUCUCCAUCUGCAUAAUUGUUGGAACAAUAUCUCUGAUCUGUGCGACAGUCUUCUGGAUAAAACUGCAAAGAGAGUCGCGGCUGACGAAGAAGGUGGACUACCCCGCAUUUGGGGCAGCAGGCCCAGUGAAGAUGCCCUCUGCCAAUGGAACUUCGCAGUCUGGGGAUAAGGCUUUAGCUCAGAGUGCCCAGAUGUACCACUACCAGCAUCAGAAGCAGCAGAUGCUUUCAUUGGGAAAACAUAAGGGCAAUCCCAAAGUCUCCGAGGAUGGGGCUCAAUCCGAUGAGGAGAAUGAGGAAGGGGACUUCACUGUCUACGAGUGUCCAGGACUAGCACCGACUGGAGAGAUGGAGGUGAAGAACCCGCUGUUUGAUGACUCCACUCUAAACCAGCCGAGGAAUCACAAGUGACCUGGACACACACACACACACACACACACACACUGAUUCCAGUUCACAAACCCAAACCUCACCUGAUGCCCUUUGCGACAGAUGGCCCUUAGAACAAACCUAAUAAAGAGCCUGACAGAAAAGAAGAAGAAAAGAUUCAUGUGGACUUCCAUACUUCUGUGGACCUUUUUAAUGUGUUCACAACCCCUUCUGAACCUCUCCCUCUCUCUUUCUCUCUCUCUCUCCCUCCCUCUCUCUCUCUCUCUCUCUCCCUCUCUCUCUCUCUCUCUGUCUGUCUAUCUGUAAAGCUUUUCUUUUUUCUGUUGUACUGGACAUGGUCUAUUGUUGCGUUACUUGCAUUACUAUAUUUCUGUUCACUGUAGAGUAGGGCUUGGUGAUAGAAUUAUGUGUUUUAAUGUGACACUGUCUCUCAAAUUUCCUAUGCACUAACAACCUGGUCAAAAACAACAUUCUUUCACCCAAGGGUAACUAUGCUGUACUGAUACUCUUGUCUUGUGGAAGGGAAGUUUUUCAGUUUCUCUCUCACCCCCACCCCCCACCCCCUUCUCUCUCUCGCUCUCUCUCUACCCCCCAUCUCUCUCACUCUCUCUCCCCACCCCAACCCCCUUCUUGCGCUCUCUCUCUCUCUCUCUCAUUUCCUUACACUAUUAUAUACACUAAGACUAAGGCAUCAACUGAUCUAGGAUCUGAUGUAUAAUUAGGCUCCCUCUGUCUGUCCCUGUCACCCCUCUGCCGUCCUCUCCCUUUUCUCUGACCUAAUAACUGUGUUGAGGGAAGAGCAAAGGCUGAAAUCAAAUCAAAUAUUUGUCAUGUCAUGUCUGUAAAUAACAGAAACCAUUGUCAGCCGAAACCAUUUGGAUGAAGGGUCGAGACAAAGCUUCCAGUCAAGCUGUGAAAACAUAUUUUUUUUUACUUUGUAGUAGAGCAACAAAUGUGCGUCUACAUUUUUUUUUUUUUUAGUUCAAAGGAGAUGUAACAUAUUUUCCUGACAUACAUUUUUACCUUUGUUCUAUGAAAUGUAAAUUCAUCUCAGAAAGAUAUCAGAAGUUUCAGACUGUUUAAAAUCUUUGUCUGUCAUUCAUUGCAAGUCAAUGUCAAUAACCACUAGUGUCUCUCCUUGAAACAUAUCAGAAGUCAGAAACUGACCAGAAGCACUUCAAGUCUGCAGGAGUACCGCUAAAUUAGAAGGAUUGUUCAUUAACUAAGUUGUCUACAUGUACUAAUACAAAUGAUGAUUAUACAACAGUUUCUUUCUGUUUUUCAACACAGAAGUGAUAAAUGAUGUCACCUUUUGUAUAUCUGUACGUACGAGACCCAAAUAAACAUUGACGUCAUUCUAAAAGUGUCAUUGUAAACUGUGUGAAUUAAAUUACAUUUCAAACCUCAAA
Molecule: messenger RNA, 3193 nt
Organism: Clupea harengus (Atlantic herring)
Lineage: Eukaryota; Metazoa; Chordata; Actinopteri; Clupeiformes; Clupeidae
Gene: npdc1a
Product: neural proliferation, differentiation and control, 1a
Cellular component (GO): membrane
Source: RefSeq, a predicted model, not a curated record